AUGAGGAACAAGUUAGAUGAACAAUUUGGGAGAUUCCUUGACAUGUUGAAGGAGGUCCAUCUUUCUAUCCCUCUCACCGAAGCUAUGACCCAAAUGCCUAGAUAUUCCAUAUUCCUUAAGGAUAUUUUGAGUGGCAAGAGAGAGUGCAAUGAGAUAGAUUCGAUAGUGCUUGUUGAGUGUUGUAGUGCAUUGAUUCACAACGACCUACCAAAGAAGAUGAAAGAUCCGGGCAAUUUCUCUAUUCUUUGCAAAAUCAGGAUUAAGUUAUUUGAAAAUGCUUUGUGUGACUUAUGUGCUAGUGUUAGCAUUAUGCCUUACUCGUUGUUCAAGAAGCUUACACUAGGAGAACUUCUUCCUACAAACAUGACCUUGCAAUUGGCGGAUAGAUCUAUUACGUUCCAAAAAGGAAGAGUUGAAGAAGUUCCCCUUAGGAUAGGUGGUUUCACAAUUCCCGUAGAUUUUAUUGUGUUAGAAAUUGAAGAGGAUGACCACAUUCCUAUUAUUCUAGGGAGACCAUUCUUAGCUACUUCUGGUGCUCUAAUAGAUGUUAAAGGAGGUCGUAUCACUUUGAGAGUUGAUAAUGAAAAAGAAAGUUUUAAGCUAAAACCGAUGCAUGAAUCCUUGUCUUUUGUAAAAGGAGUCAUGAAUGAUAAUUUUCUUUGUUCAUUGGAUAAUGUGUGUGUGAUUAAUUCUUCAACUAACGGUGUUCAUGAGAUUUUUGAUGAUGUGCUUGUGAAGUUUGAUGGCAUGAAAGUUAGUGAAGAAGAAAAGCUUUCAAAGGCCAAGGACGAAGAGAAUAUUGAUAUUCCACAUUGGUUUGAGCUUUGUCCUCAAGAGGAGGAAGAUGGUUCCAAGGAAGUGGAUGGUGUUAACCUGUCUACAAGAAGGAACAAGGCCAAGAAGAAGGCAAGGGCUUCUAGGAAGAAGCGAAUGAGAUUGAAGUCGAAGAAUGAGAAGGUUGUUUUUGAAGUUCAAGCAAAUGAGGUUUCAUCAAGCAACAACGAGGAGUUGCUACAAAUUGAAGAGAAGUUUGUACUUUCUGCCACUUUGAGUAAGGUGGUGUCCUUUGACCCUCUAUAA
Messenger RNA from Chenopodium quinoa (quinoa), 1080 nucleotides. RefSeq lists its product as uncharacterized. The transcript has a single exon. Bases 1 to 1080 code for a protein of 359 amino acids. Lineage: Eukaryota; Viridiplantae; Streptophyta; Magnoliopsida; Caryophyllales; Amaranthaceae. The record is from RefSeq and is a predicted model, not a curated record.